AUGGUCAUUCAAAACGCAAAGCUAAUCGAAGACAAACUUAACACAAUUCAAAUUGUUGGUACUACUGAUUUAAGUUCUUGUCAUCGAAAAUGUGUUCAGUCAGCUCAAGAUAAUUGCCGGUCUUUUUCAUUUUGCACCUAUGCUGACAGAGUUGGAUGCUUUGUAUCGACGAUUUCAAAUCAUUCAUCUGACAAAAUAACUCACGAUGCAUCGUGUGAUACCUACUUGAUUGAUAAUCUAACAAAAUAUAAGAAAAUUGCGAUUAAAAGAUUUAACCAUAUUGAAUUGUCUGUAGCAUUCGAGAGUUCUCUUGGAAAAUGUGCCUCUUUUUGUUCCAAUUCCGAUUCAUGUAAAACAUUUCAAUUUUGUUGUGGUUCAUGUAGUUUAGCAGGUUAUUAUACGGAUGAAGCAAGCGUUUACAGUGAAAGCUGCGAUAUUUAUAUACCAAAAGCAUUGGACAGAUUUGCAAUAACUGGAAAAUCGAUUGUCGAAGACGUGUUUCACACGGAACUGAACCUCAAUGCUGAUCAAUGUGCUGCUCUUUGUUAUCAUUGGAACGAUAAUGACGCAGUUUGUCAGUCUUUCAAUUAUUGCCCAGUGUAUGGUAAAACACGGAGUCUUUGUCAUUUAUCAAAAUAUUCAAGACGCGAUACUAAUGAGAAACUGAUUCACUCUGAUACCUGUCAAAAUUACGAAAGGGCGAAACAGAAUGAGAAAAGGCAACAAAAUGCUGAAGUUAUCACUAAAGCUACAAAUUCUGGCAUGAUUUACGUAAUCAUCGUACUAUUCAUUACCACUGGACUGAUUUCUGGAAUUGUUGUUGCAGUUGCAUAUCCAAGAUUUACAUCUGUUAAGAGCGAUGCAAAUCAAAUCUACAAUCGUAACACAUUCAGUUGGUCUAAGCAGCUAAACGACGAAAGUCAAUCUGUGAAUGGUGACGGUUCAUUGCAAAUGUCAUCUGAUUAUGCUGUUCGUGUAAAUGAAUGA
Tetranychus urticae (two-spotted spider mite) is the source of this 987-nucleotide messenger RNA. RefSeq lists its product as uncharacterized. NCBI's taxonomy places the organism in Eukaryota, Metazoa, Arthropoda, Arachnida, Trombidiformes, Tetranychidae. The record is from RefSeq and is a predicted model, not a curated record.